Messenger RNA from Penaeus indicus, 5039 nucleotides. RefSeq names its product putative phosphoenolpyruvate synthase. The transcript has 31 exons. Lineage: Eukaryota; Metazoa; Arthropoda; Malacostraca; Decapoda; Penaeidae. Gene Ontology annotation, molecular function: ATP binding; kinase activity. The record is from RefSeq and is a predicted model, not a curated record. Gene Ontology annotation, biological process: phosphorylation. The coding region runs from base 715 to 4683 and encodes 1322 amino acids.
GCUCCCGCGCGUAACAGACCAACUGACUAAACUGAGACUAUCCCGUUGAGUGAGUGGAUGAGAUUUGCCCGGGCCUUCCUUAUAUAACUCUAUCGGCUAUUUAUGGCUGUCUCAACUGAUUUACCAGUAUAGAAACCAUUCACCAAAGCCUCCGGAUUUGUACAAAGUGUCUGCGUGUGCGUGUGAUGCAACUGUCACCUGGAGAAUACAAAGUGAAUCUGGCAACCUGUACCUCGGCGUCUGUGAAGGUUUGAUCUCGCAAAAUUCCUCUUCAAAUAACCUAUAAAGUUUAAAUUCUCAUCCCUUCUAGUCUAUCUCCGCAUUGCUAUGUGCCUCUUUCAUCUCACCAGGGAGAAAGGCGGAGACACGAAGGAAAAGAGAAGAACGAAAACGUAGAAAAUUAGUGAGUGGUCAGUGAAUAGAAAACAAGAAGAGGAUGUAAAUAAACAGGAUGAAUCAGAACGGUGAUAGGCAUGACCGUUCACGCGACGUACAGGUGAUGGAGAUAUGGUCAGGGUGGAAGGCAGAUAAAAAGACCCCCCAACUCAGCCUUAUCGCCCUCGACAGAUAACGACGAUAAUCAUAGUGCUAUCGAAUCCAAAGUCACGGCCAGAGACGGUGGCCCUUCUAUCACCGCUCGGACGGGUCUCACGCAGAAGGUGCCACUAUAACGACACGGCCAAAGUGAUAUUAAAAAGCGAAAAAUAGAAAACUAUGUGGGUAUCAGUGCUAUAUUUGAUCACCACGGUCCUCCUCGCGUAUGGACUGAGGCAUGUGCUGUUGCGCGAGGCGAGGAAGCUGCACGGCGUGUACAGCGAACCAGACGUAUGGUUUGUGUACUGGGUGCGAUGGCUGUGUAAAGUGGUGGAGGUGUGGGCGCUCCAGGUGUCUCGUCGGCGGAGAGUGAAUAACUAUGACAUCACUGGUACCUCCUACGAGCUGUGCGGGAUUGAAGCCACGCCCUCGGAGAAAGAGCUCGAGCAGCCGAAGCCCCUUAUCACCGACAGGCAUGAGGACAGCAUGCUGAUCUGGGGCGCCGACGAGGCAGGGCGCGGCGUGGUGGCCCGGGUGGUGAGGCAGACCCAGCGACGCGCAUCCGUCCUCCUCACCGUCGUGGACCAGACUGGCGACGUCUACACGUUGCCCAACCAGCCCGACUCGAACUUGGUCAACGUCACGGGCGGUGGGUGGAGGGGAGGAGGCCUGAGUUUGCAAUGCGUGGACCCCAUGCGCUGCUGGAGACUUAAAUUCAAUGGCUUGUUGAGGCGUGGACCACGAGAGGAGUACAUCACGGACGACGAGGACGACACGGACGACAGUGAGGUCAUCCACGCCCGCCUCGACCUCCUCUGGCGAGCCGCCCGCUGCCCCGUCGACGUGUUCAAUGACGCCAGCCCACUCCUGCUCGCCCACGCCCUCGCCAGGGAACCUGCGGCCUCCGUCAAGCUCUUUACAUCCCUGGAACGCGAUGGCUACGACCAGUGGGGAGCCCUUCACGGCAUGGUCACCCUGAAGGACAACUCCGAAGAAUGGUACCUCAGGGGAUGUCGCCAGCACAGGUGGGGCAUAAGCGAGACUGUGGCCAACUUCUACCGGUCUGUAGACAUCUUCAGCUAUUUUCACAACGGGGAAGUAUGUUCCCUCCAGGCUAUUUCCUACACGUCUGGGCUCUCGCACUAUGUGGUCGGAUAUGUACAAGAGGCUUCGGGGAGGUAUCGGCCUGUAACCUCUACUACGCUCAGCCUUCCUGAUUUAGCCGAAAAAGCCCCCAUCCCUAAGAACAUUCUGACGAGAUUUACAACCAGUUCCGGAAAGUACGAUUUGUGGCACAAACUCGGCCCUAAAGUCACCCAUUACACGGGAGAUCCUUGGUCGCUUUGUCACGUUCUGAACUUCAAUUCUGUAGCUAUUAAUCACUCUUUCGGCUAUGGCAUCACCCUUUUUUCUGACAGAUUUAAAGGCCUUUGUCCAGUGCCAGAAAGGGAAUGUUUGCCUGCGCUGGUUGAGCCCCGGGUGGAGAUCGACGAAGCAACAACGCCCCUUGUGUUACCUCUCAUAGAUCAGCGGACACGUGCUACAUGUCUGACGGGAGGCAAGGCGUCCUCCCUAGCCUUCCUCAUGUCCCUCAAAGACAUUACUGAUGAUGAAUAUGAGGUUCCCGAUGGUGUGGUGGUGACGGUGGCAGCUUGGAGGCAGCAGUUAAAGGCCUUCCCGGAACUGCAGACAGCGGUGAGGGGCGUCGAGAAAGCCGUCGGAUGCUCACAGCAGGCACAGCUGAAGGAUGCUUGCGCCAGAGCUGUGGAGAGCUUCAAAUCUACGCCCGUCUGUCCAAAGGUGGAGGAGGCACUGAGGCAAACUCUCGAGGAAACAUUCGAACAAAACUGCCAGUCUCGCAGAUUCGCCGUGAGGUCUUCCGGGUGCAGCGAGGACGGUGAGGAGACUUCAGCGGCGGGCCAGAACGAGACUCAGUUGGGCGUCGUGGGCGUAGAGAACCUACUGCGUGCCCUGGCUGCGUGUUGGGCUUCCCUCUUCACCUUUCAGAGCGUCGAGUACCGCAGGCAGCAUGGACAGGCAGUGGAUGGCGGAAUGGGCGUUGUAGUGCAAGAGAUGGUGGAAGCAGACGCAGCUGGGGUUCUGUUCAGCCUCGACCCCGUCACCGGAAGCCCUGCCAGCAUUACCAUUACCGCCAACUAUGGGCUGGGCGAGAGCGUGGUGUCCGCAGCCGCAGAGCCCGACACGGUGACAGUGACAAGGUCAUGGCGAAACCAGUUGACAAUGGCAUCCCGGACCGUCGGUGCCAAGAAGGUCAAGUGCGUCAUGAAAGAGGGCGGCGGUACCCUGGAGGAGGAAGUUCCGUCAAGAGAGCGGGAGCGCGUGUGUCUCUCGGACGCCCAGGCCAUGAAGCUGGCUCGCCUUGCGGUCUUCCUCGAGCGUGCCUUCGGGAGCCCCAGGGACGUGGAGUUCGCAGUGACCAAGGACGCUCUGUACCUCCUCCAAGCCCGGCCAAUCACGACGCUAGAAUCCUGGACUGACUUCGAAAUCCUUCACGAACAGGACAAUGCGCUCCUCACUGAUCACGAGCUCCUCACUAAGGCCAACGUUGGCGAAGUUCUCUAUGGACGGAUUUCCCCCUUAACCCUGUCGAUUAUGCCAUCCGUCCUCGACACGGUUUUCCAGAGAGAGAACCUUCGAUGCAUCUGGCCGGCGAUUCCCUUCGAUCCCCACCACGUGAAGCUCUGCCCGACGUUUGCCUCCCAGUUCUUCCUCAACAUGAUCGAGAUGCAAUACCAUCACAACCAAGGCAAUGAAGUGAACGCCACGAACCAGGCUAUUGACCUCGCUGUGCACGGGUACGAGGUCACGACCCCGCAGUUCCUGUCGUGGGGUAUCGAGCGCUAUGGAAUCAUGACUAGGAUGACGUUCCUUCAAGUCAUGUUCAACUUAAUUUAUGACAAGUUCUGCAACGGCGGCCGAGUCAGUAACUGCCGCCAGAAGUUCGGAGAUUACAACCUGGAUCAGGGAAGGAGGACUUUGUCUCCCGAAACGCUUUAUUCGGAUAUCACUCGUCAUCUCCCAGAUUUAGUUGAGGCGGGCCACAACCACGUCCUCACGAGCAAAUUCAGUUCCAGCAGCCAGUGCAUCGCCCUCCAGAUGCUAGCGGAAGACAACAAGGAGCUGAGCGAGGAUAACAGGACCGACAUCGCCGUCCUCCUCUCCUCGUGCACCGGCAUCGAAUCGGCGGACGUCCCGACGGCGCUCAAGGCCUUAGCUCGCGUGAUCGCCGAGAACGAGGAGUUGGACGACUUCCUCGGAAUGGCAGACGACGAGGCUCAGGUGUGGCUGGAGAGCGACCCGGGCCUCGUCGGCAGCGCCUUCAGGGCCUUUCUCGCUAAGCACGGACAUCGCUGCGUCAAGGAGCUCGACCUCCACUCUGUGUCCUGGGGAAUGGACCCUCACACGCUCGUCCAGACUCUACAAGUGAUGGUGCGGAAUCCCAGUAGCUACACGAGUGUGAAGAAAGUGACUUCCAUUGACCAAGCUCUUGACAGCAUUCGAAGUCAGGUGAAGCCCAAGACCAGACGCUCGCUCAAGUUCGUGCUUCCCAUGUGCCGCGAGGCCGUCGUGAACCGCGAGGCCACGAAGUCUCUCAUAGUGAAGAUCCUCGACGGACUAAGGAAAGCGUACAGACGCUCGCUCAAGUUCGUGCUUCCCAUGUGCCGCGAGGGCCGUCGUGAACCGCGAGGCCACGAAGUCUCUGAUAGUGAAGAUCCUCGACGGACUAAGGAAAGCGUACAGAUCUCCGCGAGUCAGGCCCUCAGCGUAUCUCCUGACGGCAGCGAGCUCGUCCUGCAGGGAACUCCCGUGUGCCAGGGCUUGGUCACCGCCCCGGCCAGGGUUGUUACGGAUCUUAAGGAUGCAGUGAAUAUACAGAACGGCGACAUCCUGGUGACGCACAGCACGGACGUCGGCUGGACUCCCUUCUUCCCCUUGUUGUCUGGAGUUGUCACGGAGAUCGGCGGCUUGGUCUCCCACGGUGCUGUGGUUGCGCGCGAAUACGGGCUUCCCUGCGCGGUCGGGGUAACGUCAGCGACUUCCAUUCUGCGUUCGGGUGACACCAUCAUUCUCAACGCCACGAAGGGAACUGUUACCAGACUGGAAGUUAAGGCAACGUCAGGGGAUUAAACUCAGGAGACACUAGAGCUCGAAUGCAUUUAUUUUAUCGUCGUACGUGAAUGAUUUUCUUUGUACGGGAGUGUGUAUAAGAGCUUUUAAGUUAUCUGUUUUUUGUCUGUGUGUGUAAGCGUGUGUGUGUGUGUGUGUGUGUGUGUGUGUGUGUGUGUGUGUGUGUGUGUGUGUGUGUGUGUGUGUGUGUGUGUGUGUGUGUGUGUGUGUGUGUUUAUGUACGACGAUUAAAGGUAUCUUGAUAUGGGUUUUACCUCAACGGAUAAACGUUUUCAAUGUAUCUUAAGCAGAAUUUAAAACUACGUUUUUGUGUCAUGUAUAUUUUGUUGAAGUUGUAUGUAUAAAUCUUGUAUGAA